Molecule: messenger RNA, 534 nt
Organism: Staurois parvus
Lineage: Eukaryota; Metazoa; Chordata; Amphibia; Anura; Ranidae
Source: the annotation of a GenBank genome assembly
AACAUACAGGAAGGAGACCGGUGGGUGUCCACGGAGGUCCUUGUCAAUGACUGGGAAAAAUCGAAUAUUUCUUGUAUAUCAGAUGAUAAGGAGGAAUUGCUGAAAUCCACCGUGACAGUGGCAGCCUAUGCGCUUCCAAGUAAAGUGACAAUUGACCUGGAAGAAGAGCUGGAGGAAGGACAACGACAUGAAGUCACCUGCACUGUGUUUGAUGUGGCACCUUUGGCCAAUCUCCAGAUUUCUGUGAUAAGAGGAGGGAAAGUGAUCCGCACACAAACAUUUGUAGAAGACACCAUGACAGGCAAGCAAACUCUAUCAGAGUCAUUUUACUUUGAAGCCAGUCGAAGGGACAACUUUCAAGACUUCUACUGUCAGGCCACCUUAGAGCUUGGGACAGUCGAGGAUAACAUGGUACAGUCUGAGAAAAUCAGUGUGAAAACAUUUGCAAGACCAGAGUUUCCAGCCAUUUCAAUAAAACCUGCUACGACUGUCAAAGAAGGUGAAUCUGUAACCCUGACUUGCCAUUCUGAAGGA